GACUGAUUUACAUUGCCCUUGAGUGGACGGAAAGGUAGAAAGAGAAAAAUGCGGUCUUGGCCAAGCCCAGUGGGCUAUUGGUGCCCCUCACUGUCAUAAUUUUCUUGAUGUCCAGAAACCGGAAGUCCUCCUUGCCGGUCUUUCCAUGUGCUAAAGCUCGGAAGGUGUCGGAAAAUGCUCUGCCAAGCAGUCUAAAGGCAGUCGAAGAUCAGCUAAAGAUAUGUGGCCACAAGAGGGAUCUUGACGUCUUGGAGCUGUUCCUCUCUAAAAAGGGACUGACAGAAGUUGUUGAUCUUUCUAGAUUUAAAAAAUUAAGAUAUUUGUGGCUCCACCAUAAUAAGUGUUAUAGAGCCAGUGAGAUGACUCUGGGGUAAAGGCACCUGCCACCAAGCCUGAUGAUCUGAGCUCAAUUCCCAGGACCUACACUGUGGAAGGAGAAAAACAAGUUGUCCCCUGACCACCACACGAGCACCCAUAUAGCUACAUGGAAUAUCAUUUUUAACUCGAAACUAUUGUCUGACUGAGCUGUAUCUGAACAACAAUGCAAUAUUUGAGAUAGAAGGCCUGCAUAAUUUGCCUUCACUGAAUAUUCUUCUGUUGCACCACAAUGAGCUGACAAACAUCGAUGCUACUAUGAAGGAGCUAAAGGAAAUGCAGAAUCUGAAGAUCCUAAGUCUGUACCAAAACCCUUUAUCCCAAUAUAACCUCUACCGUUUGUAUAUAAUCUACCACCUUCCGGGACUGGAGCUGCUUGAUCGGAAGCAAAUUACAGAGAAAGAGAGGAGGCUGAUGAUUACCAUUUUUAACCAUAAAAAAGCUCACGUCACUCAAUCAGUAGCAUUCGGAAAAAGAGUAGAUGCCUCAUGGAACCCCAAGUUACCAAUAAAGCAAAAGCGAGUCAAAAAACUUCCCUCAGAUUUUGCAUUUGGGGAUAGUGUUGACAAGACCUUGUUUGAUGACCCUGAAGACGCUGUGUUUGUAAGAUCCACAAAGAGAUCCCUGAUGUCCUUUACCUCCAUGAAUUGGGACACCGUUCUAACACAAAGUGAAAAGUUUGAAAGGAAGAAAAAAAAUGCCAUGCCUGAGAUGCUCGUGAUUUCCCUUCGGUAACAGCACUUCCGGAAAUCUCGGUGUUGCUCUCUUACAUGUUAAAACACUCCCGCAAUUUGUCUCCUUAUACAUUUGUUGCUACCUGAAGUUUUAAAAUAGAAGAAUCAGUGGCAAAACGUAUUUCCUACACUAUAAGUUUCAUAAUGCAAAAAGUUUGUAUGAGUUACCCAUGUGUAAAAAAUAAAGCCAUUUUUUUCCUCCCAGCCAUUUACCCCC
This is a messenger RNA of Arvicanthis niloticus (Nile rat), 1326 nucleotides long. Lineage: Eukaryota; Metazoa; Chordata; Mammalia; Rodentia; Muridae. The record is from RefSeq and is a predicted model, not a curated record.